AAGGGGGAAGGAGGGCGGGCUCAGGGGGGCUGUCCCUUCUUCUUCAGCCCUCCAGCUUGUGAUGCUCAGGUCAGAGUCAUCCCGGUGAUCAUGAAGAUGCCACGGCUGCUGCGUUGGAUUCUGGCCGCCCUCUUGGUUGUCGUGCCGGCUGCCCUUGCCGCGAUUGAGGCACCCCUUCCAAAUUUGGAAUCAGGAGCGAGGAGGCGCUUCUGCCCUGGAUGUUAUUCGUCUAUCUUGCAGGGUGAAAACCAGCCGCAGCCCAGUCCCUCGCUGGAGUCCAUCAUGGCCCUCCUCGAGUCCAUCAAGAGGCAAACAUCUCUGGAAGACUCCGUGCUGGAGAUCCCCAGCCUGCAGGCUGAGCGAAGGAGGCCCCAGACUCCUUGCGUUGGCUGCUUCGAGCCUCUGGACACCUCCAAGGGUGAGCCCCCCCAAGGGGACUUGGGGCCUCUGCAGCUGUACAGCACCACCGUCCCCCUGCGGCGCCGCAGGAACAAAACCAGGAUUUACCGGACCGGCAGCUUGUCCGUCCUGAGCAGAACAGCCACAACGGACUUGAGCAUUUUGCUGGAUGAGCUAAAGAGAAACACCAGCCAUCCAGAGAGGGGCACCGUCUCCACCCAAGAUCCGUGCCUAGGAUGCUGCGGGAUUCUGCGACCAGACCAUCCAGGAAGCAGAGAGAACCAGCCCUCUACAGGGGACUCGGGCUACACCCCCACAACAGCCGUGCCGAGGAGAAAUGGGACUAUGGGGGAUUUCCGCCCUGGCGCUUACACUCCCAUGAGAAGGAUGCGGAUGACUGGAUUCUUUUCAGGGACAGCCUGGACCCACCCCAGGGAAGACAGCCCCACCCGUGACCGCUGCCAAGGAUGCUGUGGGGUGAAUGCGACAGCUGGUGCCAAACCCCCAGGGAGAAGAGAGGAGGGGAAAGGAUCCUCCAAUAAACCCACUUCCGGAGGCAGUCCCAGCAAGGGGGCCUGGACGCCUGUGCUGAAUGGGAAGGACCCCAACCAGCACUCUUCCCAGACGGAAGAAGACGAGCGGUGGCCUGUGUUCUCCGGGGGUGCCGUUCCACCUUGGCAAAACCACCCAGGCCGGUGAAGAGCAAAGAAGGGGAAGAGGAGAAAAGGGGUGAAAGCAGGGUGGGAAAUGAGCAGGGCUUUAGGGAUUGGGCUGGCACCUGACAGGGUAUUUGGGGCGUUUUGUGUAGCUCCCACUCAUUUCAACGAAGCUCGUGCAGAUGAAUUUCCCAGCGGAUCAGGCCCUGUACAACAAAGAAUGUGGCUGCCUUUUUAAAAAAGCCUCUUCUUCUUCUUCCUUGCCCUCCUUGGAAUGAAGACUGGUGCUGCUGCUGAACCUUUGGCCAAUCAUCUCAAACAACGCAGCUGUUUCCCAUGAGGAUGUGAAAUGCUUCAGCUGCUGAAGCAACCAGGUUGUCCAGGGCCUUUGUAAACACACACACACACAACAGCAAAGCUCUGUAAGAGCUGUAGACAAAGGUCCCCUGCUGCUCUAGACACUGUUUGGGGUCAAAGUCUUGUCUGUGGUGGCCCCCCAAAUAUGGGACACUCUCCUCUCCGAAAUCCACCCACUCCCUUCUCUGUUUCAUUUUGGUGGCAGCCAAAAAUAUUUUUUUCCCAGCAGGCAAUGGGUUGAACCGAUGGACCGGUUUUACUGCUGCUGCCUUCAUCAAGGUCACUUUUAUGAGCAGGAUUUCAGGUUUUGCCAUUGUUGUUUUAACCCACUUUUGAACAGCUUUGGAAACUUUAUUAAACAGCAGCAUGUAAGUCCAGUAAAACAAACUAAUGGGGACACUCUAUAAGAACAGCAAGAAGAAGAGAAUCAGUGACAAAAUCUCCAGCUUUCAAAGGCCAUGAUGGCAUUUGUGAAACAAUCUCUGGAUCUCUGAAGGAAUUCUCAAGUUUUGUUAAAAAAAAUUGUUGUAAAAUAGCUCAAUAAAAAGUUGAAAUAUUUGAGCCUAAA
Molecule: messenger RNA, 1980 nt
Organism: Heteronotia binoei (common prickly gecko)
Lineage: Eukaryota; Metazoa; Chordata; Lepidosauria; Squamata; Gekkonidae
Exons: 10
Coding region: 91-1098 (335 amino acids)
Source: RefSeq, a predicted model, not a curated record